Molecule: messenger RNA, 1719 nt
Organism: Ochotona princeps (American pika)
Lineage: Eukaryota; Metazoa; Chordata; Mammalia; Lagomorpha; Ochotonidae
Gene: GPR34
Product: G protein-coupled receptor 34
Exons: 4
Coding region: 328-1452 (374 amino acids)
Biological process (GO): G protein-coupled receptor signaling pathway
Cellular component (GO): membrane
Molecular function (GO): G protein-coupled purinergic nucleotide receptor activity
Source: RefSeq, a predicted model, not a curated record
ACCGGAUGGAAGAGCCAGCUGACUCAAGUGAGCUGAGUGUCUAGGCCAGCUUGGGGCUCAGUUCCUUGUACUGCACGAUCGCCUGAGUCCUUCAUUUAAUGCAAUGUUUGAAGCUUGGUCUGAAUAGAUUCUGUCAUUACCAAGUCAAAGAAAAAGCAGUGAAAAGUUGAUGCAGUUUCCUCAUAGGGCCACAAUGGAACCCGCUGGUCUGGCCCUGCAGCAGAGCAAUGAAACUGGAAAAGUCUGAAGAGACCUAAGAACAAGAAAUAUGCUAUCUCAUGACCUUACUGUCUGAUUGCUAGAAGACACUGAAGUCACACUAUAACAAUGGCAACUACUUUGGUCAACACCUGGUCUUGUUCCUCACAGAAGAUGCACUUUCUAACCAAUCACAGCAACCAAUCACCACAAAACUUCUCAGGAGCCUCAAAUGCUACCACCUGUCCCAUGGAUGAAAACUUACUAUCUACUGUGUUAACAACAUUCUACUCUGUUAUUUUCAUUGUGGGAUUAAUUGGGAACAUAAUUGCCCUGUAUGUCUUUCUGGGUAUCCACCGCAAAAGAAAUUCCAUUCAAAUUUACCUACUUAAUGUUGCCAUUGCAGACCUGCUACUCAUUUUCUGUCUCCCUUUCCGAAUAAUGUAUCACAUUAAUCAAAACAAGUGGACACUAGGUGUGGUUCUCUGUAAGGUUGUGGGAAUGCUAUUUUAUAUGAACAUGUACAUAAGCAUUAUUUUGCUUGGAUUCAUUAGUUUGGAUCGUUACAUAAAAAUUAAUAGGUCUAUACAACAACGGAAGGCAAUAACAACCAAACAAAGUAUAUAUGUUUGCUGUAUAGUGUGGAUAAUAGCUCUUGCUGCAUUUUUAACUAUGAUUAUUUUAACACUUAAGAAAGGAGGGCAUAAUUCCGCAAUGUGCUUCCAUUACAGACAGAAGCAUAAUGCAAAAGGAGAGGCGAUUUUUAACUUAAUUCUUGUGAUAAUGUUCUGGCUAAUUUUCCUACUAAUAAUUCUUUCAUACAUUAAGAUCGGCAAGAAUCUACUGAGGAUUUCUAAACGAAGGUCAAAAUUUCCUAAUUCUGCAAAAUAUGCCACCACAGCCCGGAAUUCAUUUAUUGUACUUAUCAUUUUUACUAUAUGUUUUGUUCCCUACCAUGCCUUUAGAUUCAUCUAUAUUUUUUCCCAGCUAAACGUGUCGUCUUGCUACUGGAAGGAAAUCGUUCACAAAAGCAAUGAGAUCAUGCUGGUCCUGUCAUCUUUCAACAGCUGCUUAGAUCCAGUCAUGUACUUCCUCAUGUCCAGUAAUAUCCGUAAAAUCAUGUGCCAACUGCUUUUUAGACGAUUUCAAGGUGAAGCCAGCCGAAGUGAAAGUACUUCGGAAUUCAAGCCAGGAUACUCCCUGCAUGAUACGUCUGUGGCAGCUAAAAUACAGUACAGUUCUAAAAGCACUUGAAGUAACCGUACUGAAAUGAAUGAGAUCACCGCUUAAUUCCUCGAAGAACUGAAAAAAUUAUGAAACAAAACUCUAGCAUUUACAAAACUAAGCUCUCCAACCACUGCUCACAUUUUGUGGUAUUUUGUUUGCUUACCUGUAAAACAGUUCAUGGCAAAAAAAAAAAAAAAAGCUUAAAUUCAUCAUUCAAUUUUAAAACUACUUAAAAUCUUUUCCAGAACACACUGUUAAGCUAACAUUCUAAUAUAGGCUGUAAAGUUAAAUUAA